This is a messenger RNA of Elephantulus edwardii (Cape elephant shrew), 882 nucleotides long. It is a transcript of the gene PGAM5, whose product is annotated as phosphoglycerate mutase family member 5. Lineage: Eukaryota; Metazoa; Chordata; Mammalia; Macroscelidea; Macroscelididae. The transcript has 6 exons. Bases 13 to 882 code for a protein of 289 amino acids. Gene Ontology annotation, cellular component: mitochondrion. Gene Ontology annotation, biological process: positive regulation of mitochondrial fission. The record is from RefSeq and is a predicted model, not a curated record.
GAGCUAGCCGGCAUGGCGUUCCGGCGGGCGCUGCAGCUGGCGGCCUGCGGGUUGGCCGGAGGCUCGGCUGCCGUGCUCUUUUCUGCUGUGGCCAUCGGGAAGCCGCGAACGGGAGGAGCCGCGGAGCCGCGGGUGUCCGAGCCGCCGGGGUGGGCGGUGGGUGCACGAUCCUCGCCCGGCGUCUGGGACCCCAACUGGGACAGGAGAGAACCACCAUCUCUCGUCAACCUGAGGAAAAGGAACUUGGAAUCUGGAGAAGAGGAGUUGGCAUCCAGGCUGGACCACUACAAAGCCAAGGCCACACGACACAUCUUCCUCAUCAGACACUCCCAGUACCACGUGGAUGGCUCCCUAGAGAAGGACCGGACUCUCACGCCACUGGGUCGUGAGCAGGCUGAACUGACUGGAGUCCGACUGGCGAGCCUGGGGCUGAAGUUUGACAGGAUCGUGCACUCGUCCAUGACUCGAGCCAUAGAGACAACAGACAUCAUCUGCAAGCACCUGCCAGGGGUGUGCAGAGUCAGCACCGACCUGCUCAGGGAAGGUGCCCCCAUCGAGCCUGACCCGCCUGUGUCCCACUGGAAGCCAGAAGCUGUGCAGUAUUACGAGGACGGAGCCCGGAUUGAGGCUGCAUUCCGGAACUAUAUCCACCGUGCAGAUGUCAGGCAGGAGGAGGAUAGUUACGAGAUCUUCAUCUGUCAUGCCAAUGUCAUCCGCUACAUUGUGUGCAGGGCGUUGCAGUUUCCCCCUGAAGGCUGGCUCCGUCUCUCCCUCAAUAACGGCAGCAUCACCCACCUGGUGAUCCGACCCAAUGGCAGGGUUGCACUGAGGACCCUUGGGGACACGGGGUUCAUGCCUCCGGACAAGAUCACCCGGUCCUGA